AUGGGCAAGAAGUUACGGUCACAAUUAAAUGGUGGCGGACAAGGCCAAGGGGGAUUUGGUCCCUUUAUGAGUCUUUUGAUGGAUGAACGCGUGGGGACGGCAACCAGUAGGCAACAGAACAAUGUGGGAAGGGUGAUAAAGAGAGGAAAGAGCAUCGCCAUGACAGAAGCGGCCUGUAACCAUCUCCUGGACCACAUCCUCCUCUUUACCUCAGGCUAG
Messenger RNA from Lynx canadensis (Canada lynx), 219 nucleotides. Its product is annotated as small nuclear ribonucleoprotein G-like. The transcript is spliced from 2 exons. The record is from RefSeq and is a predicted model, not a curated record. Bases 1 to 219 code for a protein of 72 amino acids. NCBI's taxonomy places the organism in Eukaryota, Metazoa, Chordata, Mammalia, Carnivora, Felidae.